Coturnix japonica (Japanese quail) is the source of this 2251-nucleotide messenger RNA. RefSeq names its product iron-sulfur cluster assembly factor IBA57 (gene IBA57). Gene Ontology annotation, molecular function: protein binding. Gene Ontology annotation, biological process: iron-sulfur cluster assembly. Gene Ontology annotation, cellular component: mitochondrial matrix. Lineage: Eukaryota; Metazoa; Chordata; Aves; Galliformes; Phasianidae. The record is from RefSeq and is a predicted model, not a curated record.
GUCCUCCCGCCUCGAGGUGGCGCCCACACACACAAAAUGGCGGCACAAGCACCAGGAGCCGACUGGCCCCUCUGACACCCAGCCGCCAUGUUGGUGAAGGCGGCCGCCCUGCCCGGUCUGUGGCGGCUGUGGGGACGUGGUGUGAAGGGGGCCGGCUCCUGGCGUUGUUUCCCGCUGUGCCGGGCGCUGCUGAGCGUGAGGGGCUCCGAAGCGGCCGCUUUCCUGCAGGGGCUGCUCACUAACGAUGUUACUCGGUUGGUGGCGGCGGGGGAUGGAGCUGAGGGGCCGGUGAGAGCGCUGUAUGCACAUGCGCUCAAUGUGCAGGGCCGAUGUCUGUACGACCUGAUCGUGUACAGGCUUCAUGAGGGUCAAGAAGAGCCGAAUAUCCUGCUGGAGUGUGACAGCAGCGUGUUGGAUGCCCUGCAGAGACACCUGAAGCUCUACAAGAUCAGGAGGAAGGUCAGCAUCAGCCCUUGCCUUGACCUGUCCCUGUGGGCCAUCAUCCCGGAGGAAAAGGUUGGGGACAGCAGCAGCUCCCUCACACAAUAUGCAAACCAGGCUCUGGUUUUAACUCCUGACCCCAGAGCAGAAGUCAUGGGCUGGAGACUGAUUAUAAAGGCAGGAGCAAAUCUACCAGAGAUUAUCCCUGGAAGCCGUGUUGAAGACAUUGGGGAUUACCACAGGCACAGGUAUAAGCAAGGAAUUCCUGAAGGUGUCAAAGAUCUCCCUCCUGGCGUAGCCCUCCCGCUGGAAUCCAACCUGGCCUACAUGAACGGAGUCAGCUUUACCAAAGGCUGUUACAUUGGGCAGGAGCUGACAGCCAGGACCCACCACGUGGGUGUCAUUCGCAAGCGUUUGGUGCCCGUGCAGUUUUCAGCUCCUCUUCCUCAGGAGAACAUUCCUGAGGGUGCUGAAAUCUUGACUGAAUCAGGAAAGUCAGCUGGCAAGUUCCGGGCUGGAGGAGAUGAACUUGGCAUAGCUUUGCUAAGGCUGGCUAAUAUAAAUGAACCACUCUGCCUAAAUGUAGCAGGUGAUAAAGUGAAACUCACUGCGAGUAUACCUGAGUGGUGGCCAAAGACUGCCAGCAAGUAAACGAGGAACCACCACUUGCACACUUGCCUUAUUGAGAAUAUAUUUGUUGUGACAGGGCUGGGCAGGUGACUGCCUUCUGUUUGUGGUGUUUGAUGGGGGUGUGUGUUAGAAUUCUAUAGGAUGGGCUUAAACUGCAGGAGUGCCAUCCAGCACCUAAUUGCUGUUGGAUGUUGUGGAGUGACCUUUUCAAGGCUGGGUAUGCAGGAGGCAGCCCCACUGUCAUUGGGGGUGCUGGGUUAGGCUGAGUUUCACCACUGUAAGCACUGAAACCUUGUGUUCAUGGCAUCCCAUCUGUGGUACUACGGGUUUUUAUUGGAGAGCAUGCUGCACUUACCUUGAAUCGGAUACAUUGCUAUCUGAACUCAGGCUGUUCUUUGCCAACUAUUUGUUGCGUUGAGCUUCUGUGGUUUCCCAACACUCUAACUGCUAAUUACAUUCAGGAAGAGGAAUCCCUCCUCCUGCUUUUGGAUCUGCUUUUAAUAUGUCACCCAUGAUGAGAAAUGUGGGAAGUCUCACAAAUGUCCCCAUCCAGUGCCCUGCUUCAGAGCCAGCAGAGGGAGUGCAGCCAGCAGCAGCCUGCAUUGAGCUCCUCUGCCCUUCUCACCUUGGUCACCUGUGCUUCAUUCACUCAAACAACAGUUUCAGAGAGGAAAGUGAUAUUUUACAGGAAUUAAGUGCUUUAGGGCACUCCCAGCCCUGACUAUUGUAUGGGUGCACUGGUCCUUGGCUGAGCAACCUGUUACUAUGUUUUCCCCACAGCUUUACUGAUUGAGUUACCAACAACACUUGAUGUCUUGGCAUCAGUUGGUUCCUGAUGCUGUUUUCUUCUGCCUUCCAGCUUGUUCCUGCUCCUGCAAUCACUGCAUCCCUCUCUGCUCCCCAAAGCCAGGCAGGUUCUGUGCUCACUAACCCUCUCAACCUGUGCUGAUUUAUAGGAGGCCAAUUUAUUUUUAUACUGCGAUAAACCCCUUGUGUUUAACCUGGUAAUGGCAUGGGUGGUGAGAAGGGGGUGAUGAGCGAGUGAGCAGGUGCAUUUUGUUACUGUGAAAAGGAAUUAUCUGUGAAAAAUGCUUUUAUUGUUUAAAACCCCUUUGGCUUGUUGUGAAAUGAAUCUGUGAAAUAUCUCAUUAAACGUCUAUUGGGUCAGUAAUUUAAAUGA